AUGGAAAUUGAGGAAGAAGGAAAAGUAAAAGUUGCCGUACGUGUUCGGCCGUUUAAUAAACGUGAACGAGAUUUGAAUACAAAAUGCAUCGUAUCAAUGAUCGAUGAUCAAGCAAUUCUUAGACAUCCCAUUGAUGAAAAGCAACCCAAAACUUUUGCAUAUGAUCAUUGUUUUAAUUCUUCUGAUCCUACUGCAAGUAAUUUUAUUGAUCAGAAUGAAGUAUUUGAACGAGUUGGCACUGCUGUACUUAUCAAUGCAUUUGCUGGCUAUAAUGCUUGCAUAUUUGCAUACGGACAAACUGGUUCAGGUAAAAGUUAUACAAUGAUGGGUACAGCAGAAAAUCCUGGUAUUAUUCCACGUCUUUGUUGUUCUAUUUUUCAAAAAAUUAGCGAAUUAUCUUCAGAUAGUUUAGCAUUUAAAGUUGAAGUUUCGUAUAUGGAAAUUUACAAUGAAAAAGUGCGCGAUCUUCUGGAUCCUAAAAAAACAAAUAAAAAUUUAAAAGUUCGAGAGCAUAAAGUUCUCGGUCCAAUGGUUGAUGGCUUAUCCGUACUGGCUGUUUCAUCAUUUAAACAAAUAGCAUCUUUGAUGGAAGAAGGGAAUAAAUCACGAACAGUUGCUGCAACAAACAUGAAUACGGAAAGUAGUCGCUCGCAUGCAGUAUUCAAUAUUCGUCUUACGCAAACUCUUACGGAUACGAAAAAUGGAUUUACUGGUGAGAAAAUGAGUAAAAUAUCAUUGGUUGAUUUAGCCGGAAGUGAACGAGCUCAGAAGACUGGUGCAGUUGGAAAAAGACUAGAAGAAGGCGGAAAUAUCAAUAAAUCAUUGACAACACUUGGAAUGGUAAUUUCUGCAUUAGCGGAACGAUCGCAUCCUAACGGAAUAUCAAAACCGAAAUUUAUUCCAUAUCGAGAUUCUAUAUUAACAUGGUUGUUAAAGGAUAGUUUAGGUGGUAAUAGCCGAACGGUAAUGAUUGCGACAGUAUCACCUGCAGCGGAUAAUUAUGAAGAAACAUUAUCCACGUUGAGGUAUGCUGAUAGAGCUACGAAAAUUGUAAAUCACGCUGUGAUAAAUGAAGAUCCUAAUGCUAAGGUCAUCCGUGAAUUACGUGAAGAGGUGGAAACACUUCGAGCGCAAAUAUCGCAAACCGUAAAAGAACAAAAUGAAACAGAAGAAUUACGUGAAAGAUUGGCAGAAUCGGAACGUUUAGUGGAGUUAAUGAAUAAAUCAUGGGAUGAACGACUGAAAGACACGGAGAUCGUUUAUCGGGAAAGACAAAAAGAUCUGGCCGAAAUUGGAAUUUCAGUAGCUGGUUCUGGUAUAAAAGUUGAAAAAGAUCGAUUCUAUCUGGUCAAUUUGAAUGCUGACCCAUCAUUAAAUGAACUUCUUGUCUAUUACAUAAAUCAUCAAGCUGUUAUUGGUAGUGCAGAGCAGCAGCAAGGUAUGACAGGAUCAGAUGAAAAAGUUGAUUUUAUCCUUCAAGGACUUGGCGUACAACACCGUCAUGCUUUGUUGAAAAUUGUCGAAGAUGACUGUCAACAACGCCUUUUCAUCGAACGGCUUGAUGCUAAAGCCAGGAUUUGCGUGAAUGGACGUUUGAUAACAGAGCGUACACUUCUUCGUAACGGUUAUCGCCUUCUAAUAGGCAAUAAUCAUUUUUUCCGUGUCAAUUGUCCAAAAGAAGCCGUUGACAUUAGCGCUUCCAUUAUGGAAGAAUCAAAUGCAAUGUUGUUUGACUAUUAUGAUGCUUGGCAAGAGGUAAAUUCUGGUAUAAAUGCGAAUCCAAUCACAACGGCUGUUGAUCAUUAUAUGGAGCAAAUUACGAAGAAACAUGAAAAAGAGAAACAGGCAGCAUUAGAGCAACAGUAUGAAGCAUUUGAGAAAUAUAUUCAGGGACUUACUCAAAGUUUUACACCUUCUACACCAACACCAAGCUUCGGAUAUUUGACACCGAUGGGCACACCUGGAUGUCAAUUUCCGCCUAUUGGUUUUCCGACUAAUCCAAAGGCUAGCAUGCGAUCGAAAUUCUUCAACUGGGCUCAGCAGAGGGAAGAAAUGUUCAAAGAAAAUUUGGUACGUUUGAAGAGUGAUAUUGUACGCGCUAAUGCAUUAGCUCGUGAAGCUAAUAUGAUUGCUGCUGAGCUAUCUUCAUGCCGAUGUCCAGUCACUUAUGAUGUUACCUUGCAAAUUCCAGCAGCAAAUUUGAGGCCAUCAAAAAUUAAGGAAGGUGGAUUCGUUUGUGAACCGUUUAUCGUAGUGAAACGUGCCGGUAUUGAUGGUUAUCAGUUAUGGUCAACUGCCCAGUUAGAAAACAAAUUAAUCGAUAUGCGUGAAAUGUAUAGCGAAAAAAUAACAACAAUCGAAAGGAACGAUGCGUCAACGUCCGAAGAAUUAGAGGAGGACGAUCAGUUCGCGCUCGAAGACAGCUUUAAUAUAAAUGAAUGCCAUAGUCCUAUUGUUGAAAAUAUCUUCGAUAGUCAGGAGCAUCAUAGUUUAAUUGGUGUUGCUAAUGUAUUUCUGGAAGUGCUACUUCACGAUAUGAGACUUGAUUAUCAUGUCCCAAUUAUUAGUCAACAGGGCGAUGUUAGCGGUCGUCUUCAUGUCGAAGUAUAUCGAUUAUCGGAAAUGGAUGAUUCCGGUAUUGUAAGUAGUCUAGAUUCAUUGGAUUCAAGUCGUACCUUAGAUCCACAAUCUAUUGGUGCUGUUUUCCUGGGAAAAACAAUCAAAUGUAGGGUUCGCAUUAAAAAAGCAUCAAAUUUGCCAUCAUCAUUGUCACAUUUCGUAUUUUGUCAGUAUUCCUUUUUUAAUAUUAGCGAAAUUUUGGUUGUUGCUCCAAUAUUUGACCCAAAUGCAAUACAAUUAAUUGAUCAUAAUAAUGUUCCUUGCAAUUCCAACUUUCAAUUCGACCACGAGAAGGAUUUUUGUAUAGUUGUGACAGAAGAAUUUUUGGAGUAUAUUCAAGAGGAUGCUUUAUCGAUUGAAGUUUGGGGUCAUCGAAGUAGUGGUUUUGGUAAUGAUUUUGUACCACCUAAGGUUGCGAAUGGAAUCAUUGAUGUUGAACAAAGUUAUAAAAGUUUGCAGGAGCGAUGGUCUGAGGUGACAAAACGUAUUGAGCUAAAUGUUAACAUUAAAGAGAUGAAUGAUAAUGGUCAGUAUGUUUCCGUAGAAGUACGUCCAUCUAAUGAAAUACUUACCGGUGGUAUAUAUCAACUGAAGCAGGGUCAACAACGACGAAUUCAUGUAAAAGUAUUACCAAUAGCGGAUCAUGGUAAUUUGCCGUUGGCAUUUGCGCAAAUUACUUCCGUUUCUAUUGGUUGUAUCUGUUCGAGAAAUCCAAUGAUGCAAAAACCUUUGGAUAGUUAUCAAGAAGAAGAUUUGGAGAGAAUUCGUGAACAAUGGACUAUAGCUUUGGCUAAUAGACAAAAUUAUUUAGUGAACCAUAUUAAUGCAUUAUCAAAUAAAGGUGAUAAAAAAACAGAUGCUGAAAAAGAGCGUGAACAGUCAUUAAUCAAUCAAUGGGUUGCAUUAACCGAAGAACGAAAUGCUAUUAGUGUACCACCUGCUAAUAGCGAUAUACCUGGUUCACCGGCUGAAUGGUCACCUCCACCUGGUAUUGAAAGACAUAUACCUGUACUAUUUCUUGACUUGAAUUCAGAUGAUGUUACCGAGGAGAUACCUUCCGAUGAUGGUAGCAUUCGAAUAAUUGGCUUGCAAUCAUUCUUAUCAAAGGAAAAUUGUGGUCAAAUUAUUAUGCUUCCUAUUUUAGAGAAUGAUGUUAAUGAAAUUUCAGCUACCUGUUCAUGGGAUAGUUCUAUUCAUGAAAAUCCUGUAUUGAAUAAGCCUACCGAGGGUUCUGAUCAUAUUUAUGCUAUUGUUAAGGUAACAGUACGUUUAACACAUCCGUGUGAAAUAGAUAUAAUUUUACGAAAGCGAAUAUGCAUGCAUGUGUACAAGAAAACCGGUCUAACUGAACGAUUAAUCAAAAAACUGGUUGGAUCGGAUUCAAUCACCGGAACAUCAGUUUAUUAUGAUGUUGUAGCACAUAUCCCUAAGGCAUACUCUUAUUAA
Molecule: messenger RNA, 4065 nt
Organism: Brugia malayi
Lineage: Eukaryota; Metazoa; Nematoda; Chromadorea; Rhabditida; Onchocercidae
Gene: Bma-klp-4
Product: kinesin like protein KLP-4, putative
Exons: 34
Coding region: 1-4065 (1354 amino acids)
Biological process (GO): microtubule-based movement; cytoskeleton-dependent intracellular transport
Cellular component (GO): microtubule; kinesin complex
Molecular function (GO): ATP binding; ATP hydrolysis activity; microtubule motor activity
Source: RefSeq, a predicted model, not a curated record